AUCCAGCACAGUCCUGCAGCGCUGCACCCGUCUCACCACCUGAACCUGAGACAUCUCUGUCCUCCGUCCUUCAUGCCCGGCAGCCAGACCCGGUCCCGGGCCAGAGACCGGAACAACGUCCUGAACCGGCCUGAGUUCCUGUCCCUGAACCAGCCCCUCAGCAGAGAGCAGGGGGCGGGGGAGGGGAGGGGGGGCGGCGGUCCCAGGAGGUCCAGCAGACCGCAGAGUCAGCAGGAGGACUCGGGGGGGAGGGGUCCUCAGGAGUCCUCAGAGGGGGUCCCAGCAGCUGAUGGGGGGCCAAAGGAGGACUGCAUGCAGCUGAACCCGUCUCUCCGAGGCAUCGCCAUGAGCUCCCUGCUGGCCAUCGACAUCAGUCUGUCCAGACGUCUGGGGGUCUGUGUGGGGACCCGAGGGUCCGGGGCCCCAAUGAGGUCUAUGGUGACCCUGCUGGCCCUCAGUGGACACGCCCUCACCUGGUUCUGUGGGGUGCUGGUCUGUCUGUGGAGGAGCAGUACUCUGGCUGGACAGGAAGUCCUGGUCAACUUGUUGCUAGCUCUGACUCUGGAUCUGAUGACGGUCGCUGGUGUGCAGAAGUUGUUUCAGCGCAGAGGACCGUGGGACUUCCCGCCGGGGUUUUUGGACUACGUUGCCAUGGAUACGUAUUCUUUCCCAGCAGCCCACGCCAGCCGAGCCGUCAUGGUGUCCAAGUUCCUGUUGACCCACCUGGUGCUGGCGGUGCCCCUCAGGAUCCUGCUCUACCUGUGGGCCAUCCUGGCGGGCAUGUCCCGGGUGCUGCUGGGUAAACAUCACCUGUCAGAUGUCGGCUGCGGAUUCGCUCUUGGCUUCCUGCACUUCAGUCUGGUGGAGUCCGUCUGGCUGCACUCUGACACCUGCCAGACCCUCAUCUCCAUCGGCACGCUGAGCUGGCCUCCACUGAUCUGAACCUGGUCUGGACUCGUUCAGCUGGGAGUAGGACUGGUCUGGAGGCUCCCCUGUACUGACACACAUGUUUAAAACUGGUCUGUCUGGACUUGAUGCUCCAUUGAAACGAGUUUGGACUUCAUGUUGACGAACGCUGUGACAACAGGAAAUGGACCCGCUUCAGAUUGUGGUUCACAGAAACCACAGAGACAAUCUGUGUGUGUGUGUCUCUCAGGUCUGACUUCCUGUUGUGAAAAACUAGGACGAGACUAUUUAAAUCAAAGCCCCUCCCCUCCCAGUUGACUGCCAUUAAGCCCCUCCCCUCCCAGUGGUCUACCAUUAAGCCCCACCCCUCCCAAUUCAAUUACAUUUAUUUUGUAUUUUUACUUUUAGUUCAUACUUCAGACCUUAUAAAGUACAUCAUGUUUCAUGCAUACUACUUCCUCACAACAUUACACCUUGACCAUUGACCAUUGUUGGUCAGAAUGGAGACGCUGGCUUUGUCCUGCAGUAGAACAUCCUGAUACUUCUGGUAGAAACAUGCUGUGU
Molecule: messenger RNA, 1470 nt
Organism: Anarrhichthys ocellatus (wolf-eel)
Lineage: Eukaryota; Metazoa; Chordata; Actinopteri; Perciformes; Anarhichadidae
Product: inactive phospholipid phosphatase 7-like
Exons: 4
Coding region: 73-942 (289 amino acids)
Cellular component (GO): nuclear envelope
Molecular function (GO): sphingosine-1-phosphate phosphatase activity
Source: RefSeq, a predicted model, not a curated record